Molecule: messenger RNA, 2340 nt
Organism: Coffea eugenioides
Lineage: Eukaryota; Viridiplantae; Streptophyta; Magnoliopsida; Gentianales; Rubiaceae
Product: zinc finger BED domain-containing protein RICESLEEPER 2-like
Exons: 3
Coding region: 1-2340 (779 amino acids)
Molecular function (GO): protein dimerization activity; DNA binding
Source: RefSeq, a predicted model, not a curated record
AUGUCUAUUAGUCCACCCGAGGUUACUUCAAUAGCACGUGUGUCUGGGGCUGAUUCAUCCACACCAGUCAUGAUUGAUAGCCCAAUAUUUGUAAGCCGUGAUGGCUGUGAUCCCACACAGGAGGGUGGUGAAACACAAGAAUGGGGAACCGAAGACACCAAUAGGCACCAAGGAGACGCGGCUGAAGAUGAUGGUAAAUUCCGAGUACCUAAAAGGAAUAAAACAUCUGAGGCAUGGGAAGAUUUCGACGAUUUGGAAGAAAAUGGCAUAUAUUAUGCCAUUUGUAAACAUUGUAGCAAGAAACUAAAUCGGGGAAAAACUAAACAAACCAGCAGCAUGUGGAGGCAUCGAGAAAACUGUUCCGUUAGAAAAGCCAAGCUUAGGAUGGCUGAGCAGCAAACAAAGAUUAACUUUCAGCCGGCGGAUGAGCGUUUUUCAACUGUACCACCAUUGCACACGGGCAAAUUUGAUAUGGAAGCAAUGAGAGAGGCUGCUGCACAUUGGAUCUUGAUGCACGAGCAUCCUUUCACAAUUUUGGAGGAAGAGGGUUUCAACCUAAUGAUGAAACGUGGCUGGCCGGAGUGGCAGAAGAUCUCACGUAUGACAACUAAAAAGGAUUGUACACAGGUGUACGAGAUAGAGAAAAAGAAGUUGAAGAACUUGCUGAGGCAGGUACAGAAAGUCAGCUUGACCGCUGAUAUGUGGAAAUCAAAGAAUCAGAAAAUUGAAUACAUGGUGGUGACCGGACAUUGGAUUGAUGGAAAUUGGAAGCUUCAGAAAAGGGUGUUAAAUUUUGUUCAUAUUCGACCACCACGUCGAGGAGUUGAGAUUUCGGAUGCAGUUUUUAAGUGUGCAAAGGAAUGGGGAAAUGAGGAAAAAAUUCACACUAUUUCCGUGGACAAUGCCUCAAACAAUGAUGUGGCCGUGAGAUUGUUGAAAGAUGACUUUGGGAGAUGCAAGAAGCUAUUGGGUGGAGGAAAGCUGUUUCAUGUUCGUUGUUGCGCCCAUGUCUUGAACCUUAUGGUUCAAGAUGGCUUGAAAGAGAUAGUAGACAUUUGUGAAAAUAUUCGAGAUAGUGUAGAUUUUGUGAACAAAUCUGAUGGUAGGGCAUUGCUAUUUGCAGAAAUUGCUCAACACCUGCAAAUUCCUGGAAAAAAAUUGCUCCAUGAUUGUAGGACGAGAUGGAAUUCAACAUAUGAAAUGUUGAAUUGUGCUAUAAAAUAUAAAGAGGUUUUUCCUCAUUUUCAAGUUCGAGAGCCCCUUUAUGAGUAUUGUCCAUCUUCAGAGGAUUGGGAGAAAGUUGUGAAAGUUUGCACCAUUUUAGAGAAGUUCUACACAGCCACGCACAUAAUUUCGGGGAGUGAGUAUCCAACUAGCAAUCUAUUCCUCCCUAAGAUUCUAAAGGUGAAGAAACUCUUGGAUGCACGAGUAGAUGAUGAAGAUGAUUUUGUCCGGGGUAUGAUUACAAGAAUGAAGCUCAAGUUUGACAAAUACUGGAAAGAGUGCAAUUUAUUGAUGUCCAUUGCAGCUAUCUUGGAUCCUAGACAGAAAAUGCGAGCAAUAGAGUUUGCCUUCCCUAAGAUGUAUUCCACAUAUGAAGCUCAAGAGAAUAUCACAUAUGUUCGAAAAGCCAUCUUUGAGCUUUAUGAGGAGUACGUUGCUAUGGGUACAAGUGGAAAUGCAGGGGAAGGUUGUUCAUUAAAUCUUGCAUCUGAAAUAGUGUGUCCACCUCGAGCAAGUGCUGACUAUUGGGAUGAUUUGGAUGAGUAUUGUGGUGAACUCGAAUCUGAUGAACCCCAUAAGAGUGAGUUGGUGGAUUACCUAGACAAGCCUCGCCAACCUAUUGGGCAAAAUCCAAAGGAUUUCAAAUGUCUUGAUUGGUGGAAAAUCAACCGAUCAGCAUACCCGGUACUCUCUCAACUAGCAGCUGAUGUAUUGGCCAUUCCUAUCACUACCGUCGCAUCUGAGUCCACCUUUAGUGCUGGAACUAGGGUGAUUGAUUCAUACCGUGCUUCACUUGCUCCAGAGACAGUUCAGACGUUAAUGUGUGCAGGCGAUUGGUGUAGAAAUUUACACGGGGUCAAAAAGAAAUUGAAAGCUCUGGGAGAAAGGAUUCGGCUUGUCUUAACCUGUGAACAAGAUGGACAGGUGUGUCCCAAGGAACAGGUUAUGCUCUAUGUAUCCAAGAUGAUUCCAGCAUCUGACAGAGGUAGAUUCUUUGCUUUUGGCCGUGUGUUUUCUGAAAAAAUCGCUACUGGCAUGAAGUGCAAGAUUGCAUCUGACCUUAUGUUUAGUGCAAGUCUGCAAGACUUUCUGGCUCCAGGACUUUAUGGCUUCUAA